Xiphophorus couchianus (Monterrey platyfish) is the source of this 1080-nucleotide messenger RNA. RefSeq names its product mucin-5AC-like. The record is from RefSeq and is a predicted model, not a curated record. Lineage: Eukaryota; Metazoa; Chordata; Actinopteri; Cyprinodontiformes; Poeciliidae. The transcript is spliced from 2 exons. The annotation marks the transcript as partial.
GCAGCUCCAACCACAACAACGAUUCCUUCAACCACAACAGCUGCACCAACCACAACCACAGCAGCUCCAACCACAACCACAGCUGCUCCAACCACAACAAUUCCUUCGACCACAACAGCUGCACCAACCACAACAACAAAAGCUCUAACCACAACUACAGUAGCUCCAACCACAACAACAGUGACACCAACCACAACAACAGCAGCUCCAACCACAACAGUUGCUCCAACCAUAACAGUUUCUCCAACCACAACCACAGCAGCUCCAACCACAACAACAGAAGCUCUAACCACAAACACAGUUGCUCCAACCACAACAACGGAGACACCAACCACAACAACAGCAGCUCCAACCACAACCACAGCGGCUGCAACCACAACAGUUGCUCCAACCACAACCACAGCAGCUCCGACCACAGCAAAAGUUGCACCAACCACAACAACAACAGCUGCAGCAACCACAACCACAGCUGCUCCAACCACAACAACAGAAGCUCUAACCACAACUACAGUAGCUCCAACCACAACAUCGGAGACACCAACCACAACAACAGCAGCUCCAACCAGAACAACAGUUGCUCCAACCACAACAACUGUAGCUCCGACGACAACAACAGUUACUCCAACCACAACCACAGCAGCUCCAACCACAACAACAGAAGCUCUAACCACAAACACAGUUGCUCCAACCACAACAACGGAGACACCAACCACAACAACAGCAGCUCCAACCACAACCACAGCGGCUGCAACCACAACAGUUGCUCCAACCACAACCACAGCAGCUCCGACCACAACUACAGUUGCACCAACCACAACAACAACAGCUGCAGCAACCACAACCACAGCUGCUCCAACCACAACAACAGAAGCUCUAACCACAACUACAGUAGCUCCAACCACAACAACAGAGACACCAACCACAACAACAGCAGCUCCAACCAGAACAACAAUUCCUUCAACCACAACAGCUGCACCAACCACAACCACAGCUGCUCCAACCACAACAACAGAAGCUCUAACCACAACUACAGUAGCUCCAACCACAACAACAGAGACACCAACCACAACAGUUGCUCCA